Molecule: messenger RNA, 710 nt
Organism: Nematocida parisii ERTm1
Lineage: Eukaryota; Fungi; Microsporidia
Exons: 1
Coding region: 1-660 (219 amino acids)
Biological process (GO): transcription initiation at RNA polymerase II promoter; transcription by RNA polymerase II
Cellular component (GO): transcription factor TFIIF complex
Source: RefSeq, a predicted model, not a curated record
AUGGGGGAGAGAAGACACACCCGCGUUACUUUAGUUAAAAUUCCAAGAAUUCUUGAAGAGUAUCUUGAAGAGUAUUCAGAGCCUGUAGAAAUAGGGCAUAUAGAAGAAAGAGGUACUUCUAAUGUCCUAAAAAUUAGCACACAGCUAGGCCCACAGAACUUUCCCAGAGAGUGGAUAAUUGAACCACUUGAGGCUAAGACAGGGGUAUUUACAUUUGUUCAGAAGCCACACGGCGCAUUCAUUGAUGGAGUAAUUACAGAUGAGGUGUAUGCUAAGCCUAAAAUAACUCCAGAAUAUUUGAAGUAUAAGAGAGAAAGAAGCGCCGUAUUAAAUGUAAAGAAAGACGUAAAGUCAGUUGACAGUCUAAAGGAAGGAAUCCGCAUGGAGAGGUACGGUGCAACUGAAUAUGACAUUAUGGCUAGAAAAAGAAAGAAAAUGCUUAUGGAAAAGAAAAGAGAAAGGCUUUCCAAGACAGAAGUCAUGGAUAUUAUAUUCCGAGCAUUUGAAGAAUACCCGUAUUGGUCUGUUAAAGACUUAGCAGAUCGAUCUGGACAGCCCUUAGCAUAUAUCCAGGAAUUACUUCCGGACAUUGCUGUUCUUAAUAAAAAAACGCAUAGAAAUAUGUAUGAGCUAAAACCAGAAUAUAAGAAUAAUAGUUAGGCUAUUAGUCAUGUGUUAUAACAGCUAUAUAACUCGGAAUUGAAAUAAAA